Chenopodium quinoa (quinoa) is the source of this 447-nucleotide messenger RNA. RefSeq lists its product as uncharacterized. NCBI's taxonomy places the organism in Eukaryota, Viridiplantae, Streptophyta, Magnoliopsida, Caryophyllales, Amaranthaceae. The transcript has a single exon. The record is from RefSeq and is a predicted model, not a curated record. The coding region runs from base 1 to 447 and encodes 148 amino acids.
AUGGAGUAUCUUCAACAAUUUAUCCCAUUCUUUGAAGAAAUAGAGUUUAAACACCUUCCCCGCAAGCAAAACAGCUUCACCGAUGCUUUGGCAAAUCUUGCGGUAAAUUUGACUUGGGAUGAUGAUGUAAAGGUACAGUCAGUAACGAUUGUAGAAAAACAAAUUCCAAUGGUUAAUUUUGAACCAACAAUUGCUCUACUAACCCAAGAAGAUAGCGAGGAUGCUUGGUAUACUGAUAUUAAGAAGUAUCUGAUCGGUGGAGAAUAUCCUGAAGGGAGUCACAAGAAGGAUCAGUUGGCUAUUCGAAGGCUAGCUUCUCAUUUUAUAAAAUUAAAAGGUUUGUUGUAUCAUAAAAGUGAGGAUGGAAACUUGCAAUUAUGCAUCGGUGGGGAACAGACACAAAGGAUCAUGGAAGAAGUACAUGGGGAUAAUGUAGGCCUCAUAUGA